This is a messenger RNA of Pipistrellus nathusii (Nathusius's pipistrelle), 1884 nucleotides long. The record is from the annotation of a GenBank genome assembly. Lineage: Eukaryota; Metazoa; Chordata; Mammalia; Chiroptera; Vespertilionidae.
AUGGCUACCACUCAGAUUUCCAAAGAUGAGCUUGAUGAACUCAAAGAAGCCUUUGCAAAAGUUGAUCUCAACAGCAAUGGAUUUAUUUGUGACUAUGAACUUCAUGAGCUUUUCAAGGAAGCUAAUAUGCCAUUACCAGGAUAUAAAGUGAGAGAAAUUAUUCAAAAACUCAUGCUGGAUGGUGACAGAAAUAAAGAUGGGAAGAUAAGUUUUGACGAAUUUGUUUAUAUUUUCCAAGAGGUGAAAAGCAGUGAUAUUGCUAAAACUUUCCGCAAAGCCAUCAACCGGAAAGAAGGAAUUUGCGCUCUGGGAGGAACAUCAGAGCUCUCUAGCGAAGGAACACAGCAUUCCUACUCAGAGGAAGAAAAAUAUGCUUUUGUUAACUGGAUAAACAAAGCUUUGGAAAAUGAUCCUGAUUGCCGACAUGUUAUACCAAUGAACCCAAACACUGAUGACCUGUUCAAAGCUGUUGGUGACGGAAUUGUGCUUUGUAAAAUGAUCAACCUUUCAGUUCCUGAUACAAUUGAUGAAAGAGCUAUCAACAAGAAGAAACUUACACCUUUUAUCAUUCAGGAAAACUUGAACUUGGCACUGAACUCUGCUUCUGCCAUUGGGUGUCAUGUUGUGAACAUUGGUGCAGAGGAUUUGCGGGCUGGGAAACCUCAUCUAGUUUUGGGACUGCUUUGGCAAAUCAUUAAGAUUGGUUUGUUCGCUGACAUUGAAUUAAGCAGGAAUGAAGCCUUGGCUGCUUUACUUCGAGAUGGUGAGACUUUGGAGGAGCUUAUGAAAUUGUCUCCAGAAGAGCUUCUGCUGAGAUGGGCAAACUUUCAUUUGGAAAACUCAGGCUGGCAGAAAAUCAACAACUUUAGUGCUGACAUCAAGGAUUCCAAAGCCUAUUUCCAUCUUCUCAAUCAAAUUGCACCAAAAGGACAAAAGGAAGGUGAACCACGGAUAGAUAUUAACAUGUCAGGUUUCAACGAAACCGAUGAUUUGAAGAGAGCUGAGAGUAUGCUUCAACAAGCAGACAAAUUAGGUUGCAGACAGUUUGUUACCCCUGCUGAUGUUGUCAGUGGAAAUCCUAAACUGAACUUAGCCUUUGUGGCUAACCUGUUUAAUAAGUAUCCAGCACUAACUAAGCCAGAGAACCAGGAUAUUGACUGGACUCUAUUAGAAGGAGAAACUCGUGAAGAAAGAACCUUCCGUAACUGGAUGAACUCUCUUGGCGUUAAUCCCCAUGUAAACCAUCUCUACGCAGACCUGCAAGAUGCCCUGGUAAUCUUACAGUUGUAUGAGCGAAUUAAAGUUCCUGUUGACUGGAGUAAGGUUAAUAAACCUCCAUACCCGAAACUUGGAGCCAACAUGAAAAAGCUAGAAAACUGUAACUAUGCUGUUGAAUUAGGGAAGCAUCCUGCCAAAUUCUCUCUGGUUGGCAUUGGAGGGCAAGAUCUGAAUGAUGGGAACCAAACCUUGACUUUAGCUUUGGUCUGGCAGCUGAUGAGAAGAUAUACCCUCAAUGUCCUGGAAGAUCUUGGAGAUGGUCAGAAAGCUAAUGACGACAUCAUUGUAAGCUGGGUCAACAAAACAUUGCGUGAAGCUGGCAAAUCAACUUCCAUUCAGAGUUUUAAGGACAAGACAAUCAGCUCCAGUUUGGCAGUUGUGGAUUUAAUUGAUGCCAUCCAGCCAGGCUGCAUAAAUUAUGACCUUGUUAAGAGUGGCAAUCUAACAGAAGAUGACAAGCACAAUAAUGCCAAGUAUGCCGUGUCAAUGGCUAGAAGAAUUGGAGCCAGGGUGUACGCUCUUCCUGAAGACCUUGUGGAAGUAAAGCCCAAGAUGGUCAUGACCGUGUUUGCAUGCUUGAUGGGCAGAGGGAUGAAGAGAGUGUAA